This is a messenger RNA of Neohortaea acidophila, 2476 nucleotides long. RefSeq lists its product as uncharacterized. NCBI's taxonomy places the organism in Eukaryota, Fungi, Ascomycota, Dothideomycetes, Mycosphaerellales, Teratosphaeriaceae. The record is from RefSeq and is a predicted model, not a curated record. Gene Ontology annotation, cellular component: P-body; PAN complex. The coding region runs from base 348 to 2342 and encodes 664 amino acids. The transcript has 4 exons. Gene Ontology annotation, molecular function: poly(A) binding. Gene Ontology annotation, biological process: mRNA processing; nuclear-transcribed mRNA poly(A) tail shortening.
AGGACCCCCUACUUUCUCGCCAUCCUGUUGCUUGAAUCCGGAAUUUGUCCCAAAGGGUCAUAGAACGCCUCAUAGAGCCCCGGGUAAACGAAGGCGAGAUCUUCGAACGCGCUCUCACUCGACACAGUUUGGGUCCGUCUCAACUCGGAGCAGUGAUUAUGAUAUGGCCGCAGGAUUCCAACGCAUGUCUGGAGAUGCGAGGCGAUUCCAAUCUUCCUCUGGCCUGAACCGCUCCGAAAACCGCGCUCCAAUGAGCAACGUACUGUGCCGUAACGGUCCUCAGUGCCGCAAAUUCCAAGAAGGUUAUUGCGAUCUUCCAUCAUCCUCCCACGAAGCAAGCUCACCGAAUGACAGGGACAUGUAAUUUCAAUCAUGACUUCAGCGCUGUCCCUUCAAACGGGCUUGGGCUACCGAAGAAGGCGCUCAAUAUCGAUUCGCCCGCCUUUACCCCGACAUUCUCUCCUACUAUCCCAAGUGUACAGCUGUCGAAGCUUGGCAUCUCUCCCAAGGCCGCUUCGGCGGCCGUAUUCACCCCUAAAGGCUCCGGUGCCGUGACACCUGCAACGAAAAGCCAUUCCAAGGAGUCAUCUGGCGAGUUCAUCCCACAGCAAACAUUCCAGCCGACUCCACAGUUCAACGAAUUUGUGCCGGGGCAAAGCUUUAUUCAACAGCAACAAACACAGCUCGACCCUCAAGUGCUUCAAACCCACUUGGACGCUUACAAUGAUCCGUUCCUCACACAAUCAGGAAUGGCCAACCUGGAUGGAGCUCAGGCCCAGAUGAAUCCAUAUGCCUCGCCCACCGCCGGAGUUGCCGGCCAACAAUUCUUCCAAGAUCCUUCAAGUUACAAGCAUCCCUUAAACUAUCAUCUCUACGCUUCAGUUGGGCCACGGCGAGAGAACCUGAUGGCGUACCAGCGCAACACGGCCGACUUUUUCAUCCCGGAUACCUUACGCGAGGAUUUGCAGCGCAAAGCCGAGGCCACCCUGCAAACGUUCAGCAACAGCACACUGCCACACAGCGUAGAGUAUUUCCACUCGCUCGUCGCUCUCGACACGAACAACCAAAAGGGACAGAGUAUCUUCGGCUAUCAGAGCUGGCUAUACAAAGCAAUUUCUAGUCGCGAUGGCCAUACAUACGCAUUGCGACGAAUCGAAGGCUUCCGGUUGACAAGUGAGGCUGCUAUCCGGACUGUGCAGAACUGGAAGCGUAUCAGCAACAGCAGUCUUGUGCAGGUGCACGAUGCAUUCACCGGCCGAUGGUUCAACGAUAGCUCUCUUAUCAUCGUGACAGACUAUCACCCGCUAUCGCAGACUCUGGCAGACAAGCAUUUUGCGGCUGGCAGACAUGUGGGCGGCCGUCCCAAUUCGCACAUUGUCCCCGAAAAUGAGAUCUGGGCAUACAUCGUGCAGAUUGCCAGCGCGCUGAAAGCCAUCCACGACGGUGGCUCGGCAGCGCAGACUGUGACUGCGUCCAAGGUGCUUCUGACCUCGAAGAACCGUGUACGGGUGAAUGGAUGCGGAGUUCUGGAUAUCGUGCAGUAUGAUCAUCGCAAGCCCGUCGACGAGCUCCAGCGCGCCGAUCUGCAAGACCUCGGCCGUCUGAUCCUAUGCAUCGCCGCUCGGAACCCCACGGCGUACAAUCAGAUCCCAAAGGCCCUCGACACCGUCAGCAGAUCCUACACCGAGAGACUGCGAGCGUGCAUCGCGUGGCUGGUGACGCCUCCACCAUCUGCACAGCAAGAUCCAGCAGCCUCCCCCGAGCCCCAGCACCAGCUGCUCUCCGACUACAACAUCAAUAUGCUCCUCAACAACAUCGCCGAUAAAGUCAUCACCGCCUUCGACAGCGCGCUGCACCACGAAGACGAGCUCUCGUCGAACCUCAUGCGCGAGCUCGAAAACGGCCGGCUCGUCCGCCUCCUCACCAAACUCAACAUCAUCCUCGAAAGACCCGAACUCGCCCCAGCGACCACAUCCCACCACCACAACAACAACAAUCACCACCACCAAUCAGCCCCCGGCGCCCCCUCGUCUUCCUCAACCCCCACCCCCUCCCUCCUCAACCAGCCCUCAACCGCCUGGUCCGAGACAGGCGAGCGCUACUACCUCAAACUCUUCCGCGACUACGUCUUCCACCAAGUCGACCACAAGGGCCGCCCCGUGCUGGACCUGGGCCACAUCCUCGCCUGCCUGAAUAAGCUGGAUGCCGGCGUGGACGAGAAGUUGCAGCUGAUGAGUCGCGACGAGCAGAAUAUUUUCAUCGUGACGUUUCGCGAGGUGAAGAGGGGGUUUGAGGCGGCUUGGGGCGAGAUUUCGAAGGCGAGUAAUCCUGCUAGGCGGUAGGGGACAAGAAGAUUGGAGGGAAAGGGAAGGGGAGGAGGUUGGAGAGGAGGGUGUAGUGGAUGUUUGCUUGACUGUCUGUUACAUGGAUACAUACAGUGUGGAUAAGGUAGAUGGCAGAAGUAGGAAAUGAGAAA